AUGAGCGAGCUAUUGAUGAAGAAAUUGAGACAACAAUCAACUCAAACUGAAUCCCACUGUGACAUUUACGCUCAAAAAUCUCCACGUACUUUGUGCGGGAUAACAUUUGAGAAAUGGCUGAAAUAUAGUAUUGCGCUUCUUGUGCCACUCACCAUUGGUAUAUUGACAACUGUCAUUACUGUGCAACAAAAUUAUGCUAGCGAACAUAAUCGUCUCAAUGAUCUUGCAAUUGCCAAUAAACAACGAGAGCAAGAUGCAAACAUUUCAGCACAAGAACGUCAGCAAGCAGACGAAUUAAAAAUGGAUACGUUAUUAGCGUCAUACAUAAGAGAGAUUGGCGAAUUGUUUCUGCUGGAAUAUCAAAACUUUGCCGAUGAAUAUAAAUAUGGUCGAUUAUUAUUUGCACGAGCAAAAACACUAUUGAUAUUAAGACAAGUAGAUGUUAAACGACGACAGUAUGUCAUACAGUUUUUAUAUGAGACUGGUUUGUUUAGUAAUCGAAAUGAUACGAUCGAUUUAAAGAAUGCUAAUUUAUCGGGAAUCAGUUUUUCAAAAUUUAAUUACGAUUGGACUGAUGUACGUUUGACAUACGUAUGUUUGACGGAUUCAUCAUUUGAGGGUAUCAAUUUGACAGGAGUGAAUUUCACCGGUUCAAUACUCACGAAUGCUAAUUUUCGUGACACUAUCCUGAAACGAUCAGUGUUUAUGAAUACUAUUUUAACAAAAACUGAUUUUACUCGAUCCAAAUUGAUAAAUAUAACAUUUACAAAUGCCGAUUUUACAGAUGCAAUUUUCAUUGAAACUCAUGUUACUACAUGUAGUUUCGCUCGGUCUACAUUUGUUCGUGCCGACUUAUCGUUUAUGAAGCUUGCUUAUUUAAACCUUUUUGAAGAGACUACUAGUAUAAGAAAUACAAAUUUUACAAAAGCAAAAUUGAUUCAAGCUGAUCUUUUAAAUGCGGAUUUUCGCGAUUCUACAUUAAUCGGUACCGAUUUACAAGCAUCAAAAUUGCAGCGUACAAAUUUUAUCGGUAGUGAUUUAAGUGAAGCUAAUUUAUUUGGUGUAAAAGAAGUUUAUGGAGCCAUAUUCGACAAUGUCAAUUUGACUAAUGCUAUUCUUCCUGCCGUUCAAAUGUUGUUGACUAAUGCUAUUUUACCAAAUGGCAGUUAUGUAUAUAAAAGUUUUGACUUUGGCAUGACGGAUAUGUUCAACAGUAGUAAUAUAAUUUUGAAUGGUGAUGCUGAAUGGGAUCGAUGUAUAAAUGAUACAGAAAUAAUAACCAAAAAAUUGCCAUCAAAAUGGUUGAAAUCGUAUUCUGCGCUUACGGUUUAUCAGUUUCCAUCUGUGAUACAAUGUUCAAAAAUAAUAUCAACACAUGAUGGUUGUUGUUUUUGGGGAGGAAAGUCAGAUCGUUUGAGACUAUCAGCUAAUCAGCUUGUUUCUACCAGUAAUUAUUCACGAUUGAUUGAUUCUCAUCGUGCUAGAAUGCUAUUAUCGGCAUUGAUGGGCGGCGUAAAAAAUGAGAGUGACUAUAUAUAUAUUCAAUCAGAAUUUUAUGAUGGCCGUAGUGUGAACUUGGGUGAAUCAUUUUAUGUCGAAGAACCAUAUAAUAAACGUAUCAAUCGUACCGGUCUACUUUCCUUCAUCAGUAGCACACAAUUGAUACCGAGAUUCACACGACAAAUCCGUAUAUCAUUGUGGUUUCUUAAGAAGAGUGAUGGUCCUUAUUCUGGAGGUAUUGUAGAUGAUAUAGAACUGAUUAUUCUGCCUGUUAACAAUGUGACUGGUGAUCAACGAUUGUUGUAG
This is a messenger RNA of Didymodactylos carnosus, 1806 nucleotides long. NCBI's taxonomy places the organism in Eukaryota, Metazoa, Rotifera, Eurotatoria, Philodinida, Philodinidae. The record is from the annotation of a GenBank genome assembly.